AUGCACAAGAUACUUGUAAAGCUUGCUGAAUUUAUGACAAAACCAUCUGGUGAUGUAAAAAAACAUGUUCAAGAGUGUAUCGGGUGUGCCGUAAUUGUUAUGAAGCCGGAAAAAGUACAUGAAUUCUUACCUAUUCCAUUGAUCCCGAUGAACUUACUUUACACAAACACAUGUAUCCUGUCAGGGAAAAAAGGCAUUCGUUUUCUCUCUGGUGAGGAACUUUUCGAAGAUUGGGGGAUGAAUACAGUAAAGAAGAUGCAAGGGAAAAUGAAGGCAAUGUUACCAUGGUUAGAGGAGUUUUUGAAGCCUUUUAAUCCAGUUUUCUUUCAACUCUCCCCUGGAAACCUCCUGCUUUGUAAAGAUGAAGGUAUACCUUCAAAUAAAUAUGCUUUGAUACUGGAACUGGCAUCAUUGUUUGUUGGGGCAACCGGAGUUGAUUCUGAUGAUUUGAUAUACAAUUCCAUCGAAGAGUGUUUGAAGGAAGGGGUAGAGGAUGGGAUGCAUAUGCGGCACUUUACAAAAUCUUGGUGGAAUCUUCCGACAUCAGAUCUUCAAAGUUUAAGCAAGUUAUGGAUUUAUUACUUGAUAUUUCAUGUCGGAAAGAACAUUUAUGGUAUUCGUAUGCUGUAUGAAAUCAUAGUGAGGCCACAAGAUAAAAAAAGUAAAAAGGUGGCAGGCGAGAUCCUUGUAGAGACAAGUACCAUUUUAGAAAAACAAUCAUCUCCAUCAAAACCAGGAAAUUAUCAAGUAUUCAUCAGCAUGAUAAUGUUGUUACUCUUUUGGAGUCCUUAUCACGUAAAAGCUCCUUCUCACGUAAAAGCUGAUGCAGUCUCUGCGUUAUCUCUACUUGUAUCUGAUGACCCACAAAUCUGCCUUCUGAUGCCAGAUGUUGUGCCAUCAAUCCUUGGAUUGCUGGAUAAGGAAGACAACAUACAAGUUGUAAAAGUAGUGAAAUACUUGUACGACUUCCAUGCUGAUAUACUUGGUGGGAUUCUUCCAUGGUGGUAUGUUUCUCAACAUGAUAUCAAAUCAAAGGUGACUAUGAUUUUGGAGAUUAUGAUGAAGAAAUGUGGUCCUACAUCACUCAAAUCUCCUGUACUUGAGCAAUACCAAGAUUUUGUUAUGAAUGAUUUUGGGGUGACUGAUUUUGGAGAAUAUGAUACAGAAAGUUUUAUGCACCUGCCACCACUUGAAGAAGAUAAGAAGACAGAAGUAGAAAACAGUUGGGAAAAGGCAAUCUUUCACAAUGUUUGCGUGUAUACUGUGAGUGAUAUUGAGAUACUUUAUGAUCUGAACCACUUUAUACAUGUAUGA
Lactuca virosa is the source of this 1314-nucleotide messenger RNA. The record is from the annotation of a GenBank genome assembly. NCBI's taxonomy places the organism in Eukaryota, Viridiplantae, Streptophyta, Magnoliopsida, Asterales, Asteraceae.